AUGGCUAUCCGUGAAGAUCUUGUCGCGUCAGCAGUGACAUUUCUUCAAGACCCAAGUGUAUCCGGAUCGCCGAUAGAAAACCGAGUCGCAUUCUUACAAUCCAAGAAUUUGACGCAAGAGGAGGUUGAUGCUGCACUUGCUCGAGCGAGUGGAGAAUCCGCCCCUUCUGCUAACAACUCCAACUAUGCGCCGCAACAACAAGUAGCUCGCCAGCCUCAAACUGGGUAUGGAGGUUACCAACAAUAUCCGUGGCAGCAACCGCCACCACCGGAAGUACCGAAGCGGGAUUGGAGGGACUGGUUUAUAAUGGCGACAGUGAUGGGAGGGGUUGGGUAUGGACUAUAUUUUGUUGCGAAGCGAUACGUCUACCCAAUUAUUGCGCCACCAACGGCGCCCCAGUUAGAACAGGAUAAGCAAGCUAUCGAUGACCAGUUUGAGAAGGCCUUCGUGCUACUUGAACAGCUCUCCAAAGAUACCGAUACCCUCAAGGCUUCCGAACAGGCAAGAACAGAGAGAUUAGAUAACGCUCUGACCGAGGUCGAAACCGUUAUUAGCGAGCUGAAGUCUGCUAGCCGGAGAAGGGAGGAAGAGUCUCGACGCAUGGGCGAGGAGGUGCGAGGACUCAAGGACCUAAUACCAAAGGCAAUGGAGGGACAAAAGGAAACCACGGACACGAGGCUAAAGGAGCUCAACACAGAGUUGAAGUCCCUAAAGACUCUGAUGGGGCAAAGGUUGAACCCUACCGCUUCAGCAAGCCCGAGUUCAUUUGGACGGACUACAUCCAGUCCCGCGCCAACCCCGAGCACUAACAAUGUGAACGGUACCCCAGUUACCGAAGCAUCUGUGCCAAAGCCAGCCUCGGUCACAGACGGGUCAGGGACGGAAUCAGUGGCCUCCGUUCAGGGUCGAACCGCAAGCCCUUUCAAUACCGGUCUCCCGGCAGGGAAAGCUGCCAUUCCAUCGUGGCAGUUGGCGGCCAAAAACAAGAGUUCUAGCUCUGAUAACGCGGCUGGUACGGGGAGUGGAACACAGGAAGCUAGUGGGAGCGCAUAA
Venustampulla echinocandica is the source of this 1053-nucleotide messenger RNA. RefSeq lists its product as uncharacterized. Gene Ontology annotation, biological process: protein import into peroxisome matrix, docking. Lineage: Eukaryota; Fungi; Ascomycota; Leotiomycetes; Helotiales; Pleuroascaceae. The record is from RefSeq and is a predicted model, not a curated record. Gene Ontology annotation, cellular component: peroxisomal importomer complex; peroxisomal membrane. The coding region runs from base 1 to 1053 and encodes 350 amino acids. Gene Ontology annotation, molecular function: signaling receptor binding. The transcript is spliced from 4 exons.